Messenger RNA from Chlamydomonas reinhardtii, 1682 nucleotides. RefSeq lists its product as uncharacterized. The transcript has 2 exons. The record is from RefSeq and is a predicted model, not a curated record. NCBI's taxonomy places the organism in Eukaryota, Viridiplantae, Chlorophyta, Chlorophyceae, Chlamydomonadales, Chlamydomonadaceae. Bases 306 to 1094 code for a protein of 262 amino acids.
CAUAGUAGCGACAUCACUGGCGACCUGAAAGCGCUAGGCUUCUGCUCCAAUAUCCGCCUAAAACAGUCCGCAGCGUGGCCUUUGUCCAGGCCUUCGUCUGUUCAACAGGAGGACCGCGGGCGCAGAAGCAGCCGAGCAGCAGAAACACGGAGGGAGGACAGCAUCAAUUGCAGGUGGUUACCUGCACUGCAUCAGUCAUUGACCGGCGACCCGGGUGCGGCACACGUGUUGGCGCAUUUGUGUAACCCGGCACGCGGGCUGGCGGUCUAACGGCGCCGGCCCGCACCCGAUAGCCGCACACAGCCAUGCAGUUCACGCUGCCGGACCUGGACCUUGAGGGAUUCCUCGGAGACGUGGAGGACGAGCCGGUGGCCAGCACCUCCCGGGGUCCGCUGCUGCCCGAGUUCGAUAUAGACGAGGAUGACCGUCUGCUGGGCCCCAGCGCGCCGCCGUCUGCAGCACCCUGGCGCAAGCCCGGCGGCGCUGGCGGGAUAUCGGGGCUGGGCGGCAAGCUCAGCGGCCUUGUGUCCAGCGACUCGGGCAUGUUCCUGUCGGCACGAAAUGCAACCAGCCGGCUCGUAGGCGGCCCUCAGCGUGAGGUCCUGCACCUGCCAUCCAUCACGCCGCCUGCCGGCGCCUCGCCGGGCGCGGCGAUGGCGCUGCAGCCUACGCGGGUGACGCGGCCGCAACGCGAGUGGAAGGUGGCGAAACGGGUGAUGUGCGCGGUGGCCUUCAAGAAGGGCGGCGAGAACAGGCGCAGGCUGGAGGACGAGAUCCUGUCCUCAGCAGAUGAGAGCGGGGGCGAGUCGCCAACGCGGCGGGAACCCGACUGGCGGCACCUUGCAGUGGAGCGCUCGGCAGCAGCAGCUGCAGCAGCAGCAGGGGGCCCCGGGCCAGGGAACGGCGGGCUCCGCACAAGUCUGAGUCAUGGCGCGUUGGCAGGGCACAAUGCGAAUGGCGGCGGUACGGGUGCCGGUGGCGGGACAAAUAGGGGAAACGGCGGCAAGGUGCCGGCUCGGAGCGGCAGCGUCACGGCACGCUCCGUUUUCAGUGCGGAGGAGGAGGAUUUGCUGGAUUCAUUGGCGGAGCUUUAAGGAAGUCGCAGCUGCAUACUGCAUUGCCUGCUUUGCUUGCGCGUGCAGCAGGAAGUCGUUGAUUUGCGACGCAAUAAAUUGACACUACGCCGUGACACAUUUAAUGCCAUACACAUAUGGUAUGGGGCCAUUCAUGAAAUGACGUUGGGCACACCGGGCAUGUAGCGGGUGGCGGUGCUGGGUACCGUCCCUGUGCUGCCAUGCUGUAUAGGUAGUGCGACUGUGCGAAUGCAGAGCGCCAAAGGAUAGUACUGUUGGCCAUCAGAUUGUGCGGUUCGUGGGCAGGUACGGUACCGAAUGAACAGGGUGAUCACGGUCCUAAGUCGAGCUGAGGAGAGACGGGCAAUGAACGGCGUGGAGUGCCUGGGACGGCACACAUGCAUUUUGCGGACGGCUUACUGAGAGGAAUAAAGGUUGCGAGUAAGCGCAGACUGGAGGCCAGCGUGCGGGCCCACCAGGCGCCCGCAGACUGGGCUAGAGGGGGUGUGAGGGGGAUGGCGUGCGGGUAUGCAGACUGGUUAACUCGCCCAUGGUUUAACAGGGAAAUCGCUCCUUGAUUUAACAUGUUGCAUGUAGAAUGUUACUGCU